Messenger RNA from Bacillus rossius redtenbacheri, 6660 nucleotides. RefSeq names its product G1/S-specific cyclin-D2-like. The record is from RefSeq and is a predicted model, not a curated record. Gene Ontology annotation, cellular component: nucleus; cytoplasm; cyclin-dependent protein kinase holoenzyme complex. Gene Ontology annotation, molecular function: cyclin-dependent protein serine/threonine kinase regulator activity. Bases 39 to 923 code for a protein of 294 amino acids. The transcript has 5 exons. Gene Ontology annotation, biological process: mitotic cell cycle phase transition; regulation of cyclin-dependent protein serine/threonine kinase activity. Lineage: Eukaryota; Metazoa; Arthropoda; Insecta; Phasmatodea; Bacillidae.
GCCGGCACGCGGCAGUGUGCGGCCGGCGGCAGUGCGCGAUGAACCUGCUGUGCUACGAGACGCAGUGCGAGUGUCGCGCGCACCCUGACGCUGCGCUGAUGGGGGAUGAUCGCGUGCUCCAGAACCUGUUGAGUCGCGAGGAGCGCUACAGCCCGUCGCCGUCCUACUUCAGCUGCGUGCAGACCGAGGUGACGCCGGACAUGCGCCGCGUCGUGGCAGAGUGGCUGCUCGAGAUCGCGGAGGAGCAGCAGUGCCAGGAAGGCGUGGUCAGCCUCGCCAUGAACUACAUGGACCGCUUCCUGACGGCGUGCACCGUGAAGAGGAGCCACCUGCAGCUGCUGGGCGCCGUGUGCCUGCUGAUCGCCUCCAAGCUGCGCGAGCCCUGCCCGCUGGCCGCCGACCUCGUCGUCUACUACGGCGACAGCAGCUUCUCGCUGCACGACCUGCAGAUGUGGGAGCUGCUGGUGCUCGUGAAGCUGAAGUGGGACAUCGCGGCUGUGACUCCACAAGACUUCCUGCACUACAUCCUGAGGAAGCUGCCCGUGGACGCGUCCUGGGACCUACACAUGAUCAUCCGGCACGCGCAGACUUUCGUCGCCAUCUCUGCCAGAGACCACUCGUUCCUGGUGUACCUGCCGAGCAUGAUCGCGGCGGCGAGUCUGGCGGCGGCGUUGGCAGGCCUGGACUGGCCGUCCAAGACGGGCUGCAGCCUUGGCCAGCUGCUGAAUCGCCUGCACGCCAUCACCGGCAUCGAGAAGGACUACCUGGAGAGCUGCCUGCGGCAGAUGGAGGAGAUGGUGUCCUCCACCGUGGGCGCUCCAGCCGCCCCCGAGAGCUCCGGCCCCAGCGCAGCGAGGCCCGACAAGCUGGCGGAGCACGGCAAGGCUGGCACGCCCACCGACAUACGCGAUGUGCACUUCUGAGGUCGGCCCGCGGGCCCGGCAGCGCUCCUCCACUGACCCAGUGCUGGUGCACAUGGGUUCUCUCUCUCUCCAGCCGGUAACCCAGUCAGCAAUUUCAUAUCUUCUCCGUACAUCUGUUGGUGCUGAUUAUUUAUAUUUUUAAUAUCAACAAAAACAUGUUAUAAUGAUGAUAAAAACUGUGUUAACUGGAAUAUCUGCAGGCUCCUGAUAUUGUAAUAUUUAUCUGUUUUAUUAUAAAUACAGUAGACUCCCGAUUAUCCGGGUGAAGGUUACCCGGUUUGCGGUUUAACCAUACCACAUUUUACUUUACAAACCAUUAAAAACCAAAAAAUAAUAAUUUUUGACUUUAUUUCUGUACGCGCACAAUGGCGACAGCACUUAUGUAGCAUUAAGUACAAUGCGAUGAAUUAGUAAUGCAAUGAAUUAAUAAUGUGAUGAAUCAACAAACAAUAUUUUGCUCUUUCCUCAAUAGCUAUUCGCUUCCUUCAUUGCAUAAUUAAUUAUUUUCAACGCCGCCCAAGUGUUCAGCAAAGUGCUAGUGGCAAAUCAUGGCAUACACACAUUUAUUAAACGACAGAGUUGGGAAUUACGUAAACAUGUUAAAUAAUCUUUUUAGUAAGUUUAUGAUUUUUAAAUUCUUAUUAAAACUGAACUAUAUCUCCUUGAUCAAGAACAUUAUUAUUUUGUAACUAAAAAAUGUUGGUAGCACCUACAUAGGGGGAAAAAUGUUAUGUCUAAGCCCUAUUAUGUAAACAAUGUGGUACUUGAAUUAUUAAAUUUUAUUUUAGGUUGUUGAAUCUCUAAAUGUUAUUCAACAUUUAUUUAAAUGUACUUCAAAUGUAUUUAGAUAGAUACAAGUACUAUAAAUUAAUUUCAAUGGGAGUAGUGUCUUUAUUAAAGUGGCAGUCAGCAAGCACCCUUACCUGUUUGGAAAACAAAUUAUUUUGAUUAAAAUAAUAAUGGAAAAAAAUGUAUUUGACUAGCACUUGUUUUACUGGAACAAAUUAGGGUGUUGCUUUGAGGGGCACGUGUUACAGUGUUUCUCUAGAUAGUUGGGAUAAAAAAAAAUUUUAAUCAGUUUUUUGACAUAGUUUAACCAUGUUUUUCACUUAUCCAUGGACCCUUGCCAGUAUUACCUCGGAUAAUCGGGAGUCUUCUGUAGUAACAACAGUGCAGUUUAUGUACUAUCUAAUUAUUUGGAAGUGUGCAGUUUCUAUACAUUUAAAAAAAAAAUGUAUCUACAUGAGAAACAUAGAUAAAAAAAAAUGCAGAAGCAGAAUACCGCAACUCUUGUGAGUUAACAUUAUAAAGACAUUAACAGUACUGUCACUCACUGCCUUUCCUGAGUACAUAAUGUUGACCCUAUGUUUUUGCCCGUGCGACUAAAAGAUGUACAAACCUAAUACUUUAAUGUUCUUUAUUUAGAUUACCAAAUAUUUCUUCAUUACUGCAUGUUGGCAUUCAUGAGUAUUUUCAUCAUUAUGUUAUAUUUUCAUGAGCAUGAACGUGUGAAUAGCAACCAACAAUAACAUUUUUUAACUCAUAAAUAUAAAUUAUAUUAUAAAUGUUCCAUGCACAAAUAACCCUAACAGUAAUUAAUAAUAAUACUAAUAAUAUUAGUUAUCAUCUUUUGCACUCUGCCUGACAAAUCCAGUACCCACAGGAUGUUUUACAGUAAUCCUGCAUCUGAAACUGGGUUAUUAAUGUGUUGGAAUGAUUUUAUAAAAGGAGCUUUGUAUUUUUGUGCACACUGAUAUUAUUAAAUUGAUUUGACUAAGAGUUCAUGUUCUUGUUCAGUAUUGCAGUAUCGAAACAAUUGGUGUGUAAAAAUUAUCAUCGAUGAGUUUUAUACAAUUGUGAAAAGAUUUUGACACAAUUCCUGUUUGAUGUACUAUAAAUAUAUAAAACGGGACUGUACUUUGUACUCAUUUGUUGGAAUCAACAAGGUUAUGCACCAUAUAUGCAUUUUACUGGUAAACCAUGUGAUAGGUACGUUCAAAAAAAAGGCAAAACCUUCAAGUUUUUAGUUUUCUUGUUUUCAGGUUUAAGUCUACAAACAAUAUUAUAUGAAACUGGGUAGUGUUGGAUUAUGUUUUUUUGUUCAUAUUGUUACUUUCUUAUUGGAAAAUUUUUUGCUAAUGAUUUUCCAUACAAGUUUUUAUUGAACUGUAGACACUCAGAAAAAGCAGUUGUUUAGAUAAUAUACAUUAUGGGUGUCACAACAGACUUAACUAUUUAGUGACGACAUUAACAAAAUGUGCAUGCAGUCCUCUCAUCAUGCUUUAAGCUAAAAGUUAUUAAGAUUUUAGACUUAUCCCUAGACAAGUCUUCUUUCCACUGUGCCAGGAAUAAUUACUUGUAGAUGAAUAAAUUUUCCAAUGUUUUCCAACUCUUUAUUUUGAAAUUUUAAUGUGUUCAAAGGAAUAUAGCAUGGAAAAAAAAAUUGGAUUUUAUAUUUUUAAGUCAUUUGCAUGUCAUGAACCAUUUCACAGUGACAUCACAAGUGAUGUUUACUUUACUGCAGCAGUUGUUGGAUGACAAGCAAACAGAAAUGUGGAAGGAAUAGUCAAAAAUAAUUCAGAAUUGGUUGGUUUGGUGUCUGGAAAGAAAUGUGAAUGAACUAAAACACUAUCUGUUAACGAUUAGAUUAACAGACUAAAUUUUAGUAUACAAGUAUAUGGUCUGAUCAGAUUUGCCAGGUGAGAGGUGAAUUGUAGUCCAGGAGAGAGCUCUUCUCAACCUUCAGAGCUUUGGCUUCCUUGCUUGGAUCCUGAAAGUAAUUACUGUUGAUUUACAAACUUGCUGCAGUUCUUAGUACCUCCAUUCACACACUGUUUGUCAUCCAGCUUGCCUUGUUUACAACAGCAAUCAUGGGUAAGGUGAAGUAACAUCACUUUCUGUGAACAAAUCUCCCAUCUGCAUAAACUGUGUCCAGUGAGUGAUUGGUGGAGUCAACAAUGCUUUGCAAUCUAUGGAAAAAUCUAUGUUGCUUAGCUCGAAUACUUGAGGAAACCGACUUAGAAGGCAGGGAAGUGCAGUGCUAGGCAUGAACAAAUGUAUUGGCUGAUAUUGUUCUAGAUGCCAUUCAAGACACUUAUUUACUGCCAUGUCAAACCAUAGCUGUAUUUUGUGGGCACAAUUCCCGAGCAACAAGAACACACAUAGUGAAAGUGUGUGUAUCAGACAACAGUGGGUGACAGUCAUGUUGGAUUGCCAUCACUGCAUUGGAUUAUGACCUUGGGUCGCCUCCAAGCUAGAUGCAACGUUAUUACAGUGCUCCAAGUUCUGGGCUCAUACUCAGCCAGCCUGUGAAAUGCCUUCCCCACUAGAGCAGUACAGUUCCACAAUUCAGCCAACAGAUGCUCAUGUGCAAAGCUACGGUUGAUGUCCUCACAUCUUGUCACAUGCACGUCAGCCGUAAAUAAAAAAAAACUGGCACAGCUUUAACUUAUCUGACUACCAAUUUUUCUCAAAACCAUUUGGAAAUACCUAGUCCAUUUUUAAAAAUGAUUUCCACUUUGAUUUGCCCAUAGAUCACUUUACUUUGUUAGUAUCCACCAAAUUACUGUACAUGUUGCCUGUACGACAUUCAAGAAAGAAGUAUAAUUAUAGCUCAUUUCAGUUUUCACGCACCUUUCAGGGAAUAAUGAUUCACAAACGAGGACUGCAGGCAGUAUUUGACACGUUGGUCACUAUGAGACUUGACUGACAGAAUUAGCACGUUGUUGCACCAGCAUGGAGCUAUUGCUGUUCGGUGGGCGGAGACUUCAACUGGCUUGUUUCGCAAUGGUGUGGCGUUGGAGACGUUUCAGUGUUUGUUGGCUUAUCAAUGCAAAGAAUGCCUUACAAGGAAGGGGAAGGCAGUAAUAUACGCUUGAAUGUAAAAGCAGUUUUAAAUAAAUGAUAUAUUUAGGUAGAAACAUAAUACAAAAUAUAAAACAGCUUUAGUCAUUAUCACUGAAUAUCUCCGAAGUUUGUACAUAUGCAUACUUAUUAUGAAUAUAUGAUACAUGUUUAGAGUAAGAUGUUUAGUUUAUGUUAAUCUUUAUUUUAUUGAUGCAAAGUGUUCCUAGAGGUAUUGAUUGUGUGUUCAAAUGAAAAAAAUGGAAAACUACAAAGUGUAUUGUAAGAACUGUUGUUAAGUUAUUGUGGCACAGCACAGUUGAAAACAAUUGUGGUACUUUACAAUAUUUCUUGGAGUAAGCAUUUGUGCUCAUGUGCUUGUGUAUGUGCCUGAAUGUACAUUUAUGUGUGACAUGUAUAAAGUUUUUUUUUGUAACAUAUUUGUAUAUUUGUUAACUAUAAUUAUAUGUUUUAAGACUGUUGAACUCCUAAUACUAGAGACUCAUGUCCUGUGAAGCUAUCUUACAUGAGUACAUACUUGGUAAACUCGACUGUAUAGUCAGAUCCGUACUUAAUGUCUCAACUGAGAAAGUUGUUCCAUUAUCUAUAGUUUCAAUACAUAACGACUGAAUGUGUUCACUGAAAACCUUUUAUUGCCAACUUCAUUUAUUAAAUUACCUCAGUCUUUAGUAUCAGUGAACUGUGUAAAUAUAUUUGGUUAAUACUGCACUGAUGCAUGCUUAGUACAGAAAGUUUAUUCCUAGGGGUUCAGAGUUAUGGACUUGAUUGGUAUAUUUUGGUAUACAAUGUACGUAUGCUUUAAACCAGUACAUACUGACACCAUUGUUCGAAUCUGAGUGACAUGCUCCAGCCACUUGCAAUUGCAGGAUUCCUGCCUCCUAGCUCUACUUCCAACCAGACAGUUUGUCUCUUGCCAUGCACUGGGAAGUAUUUGGCUUUUUUAUCGGUAAAUGCAAACAACCCAGUAAAAUGGUAUCAUCUUGGCAAUUAAAGUUAUUUCUAGGAAUAAUGAUUUGUAUUGAAUCUUGGUUUUCUUGCCAACAGAUGUUUAUGAAAUAUUUGCGAAUGGUAUAUUUUGUUUUGGUUAUGCUACUGUUAUACAACGUAGAACAACUUACUAAUUGAUAGUGCCAAAUUAAAGGUAUAGACUGUUAAUUCACUAUUAAAUCUUUGCUAGAGUUUCUUACUAAUUGCUUUUGCAAGUGGUUCACUGAUCAGUAGUGAUUUUCAAACAUCUAAUCUGCACAUAUUCAACUUAACUAAGCAAUAAUUUUUCUCUCACACUUAGCUGAAAACUUUAACUUGUUAGUUGCAUAAAAAUAAAAAAAAAUAUAUAUAUUGUUAACUAUUGUAGCUGCAUUUCAAGUUACAUUGUCAUUUUAUAGCAAUUUUUUUAUUUUAUUCUGUAACAUGUUUUACUGUUGAUGCACAAGCAUCUUGUGUACAUUAUAGUACAUUGUGUUUAUACCAGUAUGUGCCUAUAUUUUAUCAGAUAGUGGUAUUGGUAGAUAAUAUAUAGUUUAAUGUAAUUAUUGUGUUUUGUAUUGGGACCGAGCUGAAACUUCAUGCAUGACCAUCUGUUACAUGCAUGAUUGCAAUCAUAGAAACAUAUCACAGAUAUACCUGCCAACCGUGUCAUAGUCAUUGCUAGAAAAAUAAUGUAUACAUACAUUCCUUUACCCAACCAAAUAUGUUAUAUGCAAAAUUCAUGCACUUUUGCUGCAAUCCUCAUGUGAUGCCAUAUAGUUAUAAAAAUUCAAGAAAUUUAUGUCAUAUCUGAAGCUGCGUGAUAAAGAAUUAAAAAUGGUGAUGUGUUUGUAAUCUAUAGUUGUGUUAUAUAAACAAUAUGAGAAUAAAGAAUGUAAGUUUUGUA